AUCUUUCCUAUGGAUUUGCACCUAACAGGGAUAUGAAGAUUUCCCACCACUCCGGCCAACCGAAAGCCGGCUAUGGUCUAGAUAAUUUCCAGUUGGCCUGCACUGUCUCUAUUUAAUCGCCGCAGCCUCGACCUUCAUCUCUCAUAAUGUUGGUGUCAGACAAGCCCAGGUCAGUUAUUAAUUGAAGGCACUACAAAUUAGAUGGGAAUUGAAGGCGGGGAGGUUGGAGUCGCUGGCGACGGAUUUUAUAAAUCAGAAUUGCACACCUAUAAUGCCCAGAAGCUAAGGAAACGUCGAGCGAGAAAGAUGAGAGGGGAUAUGGAUGGAGGCGAGCACAGAAAUCUGGUGCUGGUGCUUCUGGUGUCGGCGUUGGCCAUAGCCGCGGCGGUGUUCCAUUUCAGAUGGAGGCGGUCGAAAAAACGUCUGAGUCUGCCCCCAGGGCCGAGCGGGUGGCCUCUGGUGGGAAAUCUUUUCCAGGUGGUUUUCUCCGGGAAGCCCUUCAUGUACGUGGUCCGGGACCUGAGAGAACAGUUCGGAUCCAUUUUCACUCUUAAAAUGGGUCAGAAAACUCUAAUCAUCAUCACAAGCCCAGAGCUGGCGCACGAAGCUCUGGUCGAGAAGGGCACUCUGUUCGCUAGCAGGCCGCCGGACACGCCUACGAAGCUGCUCUUCAGCGCCAACAAAUUCUCCGUCAACUCGGCGGAGUACGGUCCCUUCUGGCGUGCCCUGCGCCGGAAUCUGGUAAGCGAAAUGCUGAACUUGAAUCGGGUGAAAGACUUCAGCUGGAUCCGCGAGUGGGCAAUGGACCGUCUGGUGGACCGUCUCCAGGAAGAGGCAGCCCGGUCGCCGGAAUCCUCUGUCAAGGUGCUCUCCAAUAUUCGCUUCUCAAUUUUCAGCAUACUGCUGUGCAUGUGUUUCGGUGCCCGGCUGGGAGAAGACGUGAUCACACGGGUGGACAAAGUGAUGAAGGACAUUCUGGUGAUAGUGGAGCCCCAAAUCCAUGACUUCCUUCCCCUUCUCGCGCCCCUCUUCUUCAAGCGGUGGAAGCGAAUUAAGGAGCUGCGGCGCACCCAAAUAGACAGCAUUCUUCCGCUCAUAAACCGCCGGCGGUCGCUGUUGAAAGAGAGAAACAGUGGAUGGGAGCCAGAGGGGUGUGACGGCGCUCACGCGUAUAUCGACUCGCUGAUCAAUCUGGAGGUGGAGGGGCGGGAGAAGCCGACGGAUGAGGAACUGGUGACGCUCUGUUCGGAGCUCCUCACGGCGGGCACCGACACGACCGCUACUGCCCUGGAAUGGGCCCUGGCGCGCAUGGUUAUGCACCCGGACAUACAGGGUAAGGUUCAUGACGAGAUCCUCCGGGUGGUGGGUAACAAGCGGAAGGUGACUGAUGCGGACGUCGAGCAUCUCCCUUACCUCAACGCGGUUGUGAAAGAGACUCUGCGCCGCCACCCGCCAGGACACUUCGUCUUGUCUCACGCCGCCACGCAUGACUGUCAGCUCCGAGGUUAUGACAUACCCGCUAAGGCCAAUGUCGAGUUCUACACGGCUUCCGUCUCCUUCGACCCGCACAUCUGGCCCAACCCUAUGGAGUUCAACCCAGACCGUUUUCUGGAUCCAGAGAAUGAUGUUGAUAUAACUGGAAGUAAGCAUGUGAAGAUGAUGCCCUUUGGUGUUGGACGGCGGAUCUGCCCCGCUCUUGGGUUGGGCACUCUGCAUAUUAAUCUGAUUCUGGCGCGCAUGGUCCAGGCCUUUCUCUGGUCUCCCUCGCCCGCUCAACCGCCUGAUCUCACUGAGAUGUUUGCCUUCACCGUCGUCAUGAAGAAUCCCCUGCAUGCCUCCAUAUCUAAACGAGCUCCUUAGAUCUCUGGCAUUUAGAUGCCUUAUAUGGAGUCUCAGAUAGUUUUUAUUAUUAUAUAUUAUAAAUCAUUUAGAGUCAUGAAACAAAUUGUAAGUGUUUAUUUUCAUUUUUGGUAUUAUUAUUGUUUCAAAUUAGUUUUACAACUUCACAAAAUUCUGGAUCACAUUCUAUGUUGUUGACUUAAAAAAAUCAAUUCUAUUUCUAUUUAUAUGCAUCCAUUCUGCCUCUUAUGAAAGCAAUCCACUAUUACACGUCUUGAUAUUUGAGAUUACAAUUCUAUCCAUGUAGACAGGUCAUUAUGGGAGAGUAUAAUUGAUAUAUUAUAUCCUGUGGGUAUAGAUUUGCAUCA
This is a messenger RNA of Cryptomeria japonica (Japanese cedar), 2207 nucleotides long. RefSeq names its product cytochrome P450 77A1. Bases 202 to 1860 code for a protein of 552 amino acids. Lineage: Eukaryota; Viridiplantae; Streptophyta; Pinopsida; Cupressales; Cupressaceae. Gene Ontology annotation, cellular component: membrane. The record is from RefSeq and is a predicted model, not a curated record. Gene Ontology annotation, molecular function: oxidoreductase activity, acting on paired donors, with incorporation or reduction of molecular oxygen, NAD(P)H as one donor, and incorporation of one atom of oxygen; heme binding; iron ion binding. The transcript has a single exon.